This is a messenger RNA of Cylicocyclus nassatus, 10908 nucleotides long. The record is from the annotation of a GenBank genome assembly. NCBI's taxonomy places the organism in Eukaryota, Metazoa, Nematoda, Chromadorea, Rhabditida, Strongylidae.
AUGAUGCCUCCUCCUCGCGCUGAAAAGCACUGGUCAGCCCCAGCUGGGCGGCGCAAUCAAUGUGUGUUUGUUGUCGCGGCAACCGAGAACAACUCGGAAACUUUGCCGCCAAACGUUCAAGUACCAUUCGAUGGCCAGCGAGUAUUUCUCGUUGAUACAGCUCCAUCAAAUGCAGGAACUUAUACUUGCAUUGUUCGAAAUUCGGCUGGGGAAAGUCGGAAGAACAUACAUGUCACAGUACUGGAACCUCCCGAAUUCAUCGAAAAACAAUUUGAUCAAAAUGUUCGAGUAAUAAGCGGUUCACCGCUAAGCUUAGCCUGCCUCGUGAAAGGCCAUCCCCAGCCACUCAUUGAAUGGAGAAAGGAUGGUCAAACUAUCACAGACAAUGUGUUCAGUGAUAACGGGCAACGUUUGACUAUGGAUUCGCAAGGAAUGACAACACAUCGUUUCACAUGUCUUGUGUCGAACAAAGCUGGUUCGGUUGCGAGAGAUUUCUUCGUUCAAAGCGUUGCCCCACCAACAAUAAAAGAUGCCGGUGACCGUACCAUCGUAGAAGUCACCGAAGGACAAACAGCAAUGCUUCAAUGUCCUGUUGUUGGAGGAGAUGUGGAUAUAACCUGGAGAAGACAAGGACGAACCAUCGAGGAGUCUGAGGGAAUAUUCACCGUGGAUAAAAGCACUUUGAUGUUGGUAAAUGCACAAAAAGAUCACGAAGACACUUUUACGUGCAUAGCAAAGAAUAGUGCUGGUGAAGCUGCGCGAGAUUUUGAAGUUGUAGUGUUGAUUGCUCCGCAUAUCAAAGGAUCAUUGGUGGAAGAUGUGGAAGUCGUGGAAGGUUACGAGAUGACUUUGGAUUGUGAUUUCGAUGCAAGUCCUGAACCUGUUGUACAGUGGACUAAGGAUGGGGAUUCUCUACCAAGAACUGCUCAGCUGCUUAAUGGAGACCACACCUUGGCAAUGAGUGGAGUGACACGAAAUAGUGCUGGAGUCUUCCGCUGUGCAUUAUCAAACAAGGCUGGUUCAGCCGAAAAGACCUUCAACGUUCGAGUUGUCCAGAAACCUGACCUCGAAAGCAGUGAUGAGAUCACCAUCGUGAAGGUCAAUAUCACCCGACCUGUGACCUUUGAAUGUCCCAUCAAAGAUCCGAUUGGUGUAGAACUGACAUGGUCCCGCCAUCAAUUACCAGCUGCUAAUGGUGUAGACAACGUUCAGAUUCUAUCCGGAGGACGUCAUCUCUUCAUACCCGCUGUACAAAUAAAUGACGAAGGAACAUUUUCGUGUACAGCUAGAAAUCCGGCUGGAGAAACGACAAAAACAUAUAAAUUGCUAGUCCAAGUUCCACCAUCUAUACUGAAUGAAGGUGGCGAAUAUACUGUAAUCGAAAACAAUUCUCUUGUAUUGCCUUGUGAAGUAGAGGGAAGUCCCAAGCCAGUUAUCGUUUGGACUAAGGAUGGACAACCAGUUAGUAGCCUCAAAUCAGUCAAGACUUUAUCCGAAGGACAGCAGUUCAAAAUUAGCCAUGCUGAGACAAUUCAUCGUGGAUCCUACGCUUGCCACGCAAAGAACGAUGUUGGAAGUGCCGAGAUCAAUUUUGAUGUGGAUAUCAUCACUCGCCCUGCUGUUUUGCGUGGAAUUAAGGACACGGUGGAAGUAUUUGAAGGCGGUAUAGCACAUUUCCGUUGCCCGAUUGCGGAAAAGAACUUCAAGGGACAUGUCACGUGGCUAUACGACUUCAAGCCAGUUCCUAUGAACAAUCCGCGAUACUCUCGUGGGCACGGCGAUAAACGACUGAAUGUUCAGAAUGUCACACUGUCAGAUGAGGGGGCCUACAGUUGUCGAAUCAAGAAUGAUGCGGGCGAAACGCGUGUUGACUACAAACUUGUGGUUCUUGUACCACCAAGCAUUAUCAUGCUAGAUAAAGACAAAAACAGAUCAGUUACCGAAGAUAGUUCAGUCACAUUAUCGUGUCCAGCGACAGGAAAACCAGAACCAAAAAUUACUUGGCAAAAAGAUGGAGAAGUGCUUCACCCUGAUAACAUUAGCAGUGUGAUUAAGUCAGCGCAAAUGGUUGGAAGCGAAAUAAAAAUUGCUAGGAUCAAGCAGCAUGAUACAGGAAGAUUCACUUGUGAGGCUUCCAAUAAAGCAGGAACUUCCGAACAGGAUGUGAUCGUAAAUGUCAUGACACCACCUCGUAUCGAAAAAGAGGGAAUCCUGAGUGAUAUUGAAGAAGUAGCAGAUCGAACUGUUACGCUAUCUUGUCCAGUACAUGGAAAACCAAUACCAGCGGUCACUUGGCUGAAGGCUGGUCGACCCUUGGACCCGCAUCAACAGAACGUGAAAACUUCUGCUAACGGGCAGAAGCUCUAUUUUCUCAGUUUGAGCAAGGAAGAUGCCGGAAGGUACACUUGUGUAGCCAAAAAUCCCGCUGGUGAAGACAAGAGAGACUUUAACGUGAAAUUGCUAGAGGCUCCAUCCUUUGAAGGUCCAAACCUUGUUCGACGAGUCCAGGUUAACGCUGGAAGGCCUUCGAUCCUUACAUGUCCAGCUACUGGAUCACCCCUACCGGCUAUUACAUGGUUACGUGACGGUCAGACACUAUUACCAUCAGCUCGACAUGUGUUCUUAGACGGCGGACGUCAGCUACAAAUCAGCAACUCUCAGCUCGAAGACAAAGCCAGAUAUACUUGCAUAGCAACAAAUGCUGUCGGCUCGGACGAUUUAGAAACGACUCUGGAUGUAGUGGCUGUGCCAACUAUUCUUGGGGAUAAACAUGAAAAACUUGAAGUGAUCGAAAAUUUCCAACAAGAUCUGAUUUGUGAACUAAAUCAAACCGAUUCGCCUGUGGAUAUUGAAUGGCAGAAAGCUGGGCAAACAAUCACUCAACAAACUCUACGUGAUGACAGCUAUCUACAGAUUCCCUCAUCUGGUAGACGUCUUCACAUCCUUUCCGCUCGUACAACAGAUACUGGAAGGUACACAUGUAUUGUUCGAAACGCAGCUGGAGAAGCGAGAAAGACAUUCGAUUUGAAAGUGCUUGUGCCUCCAUCCAUCAACGAAUUGAGCUCAUCGGAAUCGCUUCAGAAUGUCAUUCCCGGAACUCGUCUCAGUCUUGACUGCAUCGUUGACGGUGAUCCGUUUCCAGAGAUCAGUUGGACUCGUGAUGAUGUCCCUAUCGAAGAUGGAGAGUCAUAUAAGAUAAUAAAUCAGAAAGAAACAGUGGUUAUCACGAAAGUUGAUGGGCAGGCUGCUGGCAAAUAUACUUGUCAUGCAAGUAACAAAGCAGGAAAUGCGACUAGAGACUUUGUCGUGCGUUUAACAGGUCCACCAGUGAUCGACCAAGGCGCUGAGCAGUUGGACAUGAUCGUUGGCGAUACGAUGAGUAUCACUUGUCGGGUCGUGUCCGGAACGGGGAAUCUUACUGUUUCAUGGAUCAUUGACGGGGAACCCGUGACGAAUGGAGUUCUUAGUCCUACCGUAGAGGUUAUGGACCGCCGCGUCGAAAUAAGCAACGCGCGACUAAGUGACGCUGGCAAAUACAUCUGUGUUGCCCGAAAUGAAGCUGGUGAAGCGCGAAAAACUUUUGACCUAUCGGUUCUGGAAAUGCCACGAUUCCUUGACAUGUCAAACGUGAACCCGUCCAUAAUCAUCGGAAGGCCACUUGUCCUUGACUGCUCUGUCUCAGGCACACCAAAACCGACGAUCACUUGGAUGAAGAAUGGCUACAAACUCAACGAUACUGGCAUAUAUAUCAAUGACAAACAACAGCUACAAAUACGAGAGGCAAAGGCUGAAGAUGCUGGCCGUUACUCAUGCAUUGCUGAGAAUAAACCUGGACGAGCCGAAAAAGAUCUUGUGGUUUCUAUUCUCAAACCUCCGGUAAUGGAAAGUCGUUUUGCACCAAAGGAAGUUCAACAAGGCCACCAACUGACCUUGCAGUGUCCUCUAGAGGAUCCUACCGUCGAAUUUUUCUGGACCAAAAAUGGUAUACCUGUAACAACAUCCGAUAAAGUGCAGAUUUCUGUACGUCGCGACAAACUUUACCUCAUGGAUGCUGAGCCAUCCGACAGCGCACAAUACGCUUGCAUUGCAAGAAAUCAGGCCGGAGAGGAUCAAUCCGUUUUUGACACGAUUGUGAACGUGGCACCCAAAAUUCGUGGUCCAUCAUUCCGUUCGAUUGAUGUGAUUCUCAAUCAAACUGUGGAAUUAGCAUGCGAUGUGGAAGGUACCCCUGCCCCGACUAUAACAUGGUUGAUGGACGGCAAAGCUCUUCUCGAAACCGAAAAUAUUCAGUUUGUGGAUAACGGUCGUAUACUUCUUUUGAACCAUGUACAAAGUGAAGAAGAAGGUCGAUAUACGUGUAAAGCCGAGAACAAAGCUGGUAAAGCAGAGGCAGAUACGUACGUACAGGUUACAGCUCCGCCACGAGUGUUCAUGCAGUCCGACGAGAUGAAAGUUGUAGCUGGCAGGGGAGCAACUAUUCGUUGCGAGGUCUUCGGAAAUCCACCACCGAAAGUUGAAUGGAUGAAGAACGGACAGCUAUUCCAAUCUGAGCUUUUACAAAGCUCAACAAAUCUAGCAUAUCUCCAUCUAAGGGAAGCUAGCGUAGAGGAUGCUGGAAGGUACACAUGUAUCGCAAUGAAUCGAGCUGGUGAACAAAGAGCAAGCACACAACUUCACGUGCUAGUGAUCCCCGUAAUCGAAGAUGCGGAGCGGGUCAUCCAGGUCAAAGAGAACAACACUCUGAACAUUGAUUGCAUUGCCACUGGUAUUCCUACUCCUCAGAUUAGCUGGAAAAAGGAUGGACAGCCUCUGGAUGACGUACAAGGAAGUCGUUUGCUUGUUCCUCAAGCGACUACUUCCGAUGCCGGUAGAUACACCUGCACUGCCCGUAAUGAAGCCGGCCAUGUGUCGGCUGAUUUCGCAGUUGACGUUUUUAGCCGGCCAAGGUUCAAAGAUAUAAAGAAAGAGGUUCAGGUAAUUGAUGGAGAUCAAGCCCGUCUUGAGUGUAAAGUUGAAGGACAUCCGACACCAACUGUUAGAUGGCUUCGAGGUGGACGACCGAUCGAGGAUAUGUCGAACUUUAUAUUGUCACCUCGUGGAGAAACUUUGAUGAUUCUGAAAGCUAGACGUGCUGAUGCUGGUUCAUAUUCUUGUGUGGCAAAAAAUGCUGCUGGAGAGACUGAAGCUGGUUUUACUGUCUCUGUCUAUACAGCACCUCAUAUAGAGGAAUCUGUAGAUCAGAAUCCGCAUAUCGUGCAAGGUAAAACACUCACCCUCUAUUGUCCUGUGCUUGGAAAUCCUGAUCCGAAGGUUGAAUGGCGCAAGGAUGGCUUCCCACUUGAGGACGAUCCACGAUUCACAGUCAUUGAUGGAAAACAUCUUCAAAUAGUUAUGGCACAGAAAGACGAUGAGGGUCGAUAUACUUGUCAUGCAGUAAAUGAAGCUGGAAUCUUAGACACAGACUACAAGUCUGAAGUUAUUGCUCCACCUAAAUUCCAUCGUACUGGCGAAUCUGUAUAUGAAGUAGUGGAGCAUGAAGCGGUCACUCUGGAUUGCGCAGUGGCCACGGAGCCAAAACCUGAAAUCAUUUGGUACCGCGGCGAACAACCUCUUUACCUCGCUGGAAAUAUGGCACUUUCUCCUGAUGCUAUGCAACUCACAAUUCGUUCGGUUUCUCUGUCUGAUGGAGGAAAAUACACCUGUAAAGCCAGCAAUGAAGCUGGAUCUUCUGACAUAGAUUUGAUUUUGAAGGUGCUUGUCCCACCAAAAAUUGACAAAUCGAACAUUAUUGGCAAUCCACUGGCAAUUGUGGAGAGAAAUAUUUAUCUAGAAUGUCCUGUAUCCGGCAUUCCGCAACCAACCGUAUCAUGGACAAAAGAUGGUCGUCCUGUUGACGUUAGGGAUAGCAGAAUUGUUUUUGCUCAAAACAAUCAGACAUUCGGAAUAGAAGGCGUACGAACAGCCGAUCAAGCGCGAUAUACAUGCAUCGCUUCGAACAAAGGCGGAACUGUGGAGCAAGACUUUAAUCUAGAAGUGCUAACCCCACCUGCUCUUGAAUCCACAGAGACCCAAACACAUACAAAACGCGAGGGAGAUCCAUUGUCGAUCACUUGCCCAAUAAGAUCUGCGGUUGAUGUGACUUCGGCAGUGUCGGAUGUCAGCUGGAUCAAGGAUGGACGACCGAUUGAACGAGAAAACAACGCUGGCGUUAAGAUUUCGGCCGAUGGACGACGACUCCAAAUUCCAUCAACAUCACUUACCGAUGCUGGAUUGUACACAUGUGUUGCGAUCAAUCGUGCUGGAGAAUCAUCGCUGGACUUCAAAGUGGAAAUACUGUCACCCCCUGCUAUAGACAACUCGCGCAAUGAUGCUUCUCCGAGAGUUACCGUUGGACGUCCUGUUACGCUUUGGUGUGCGGUAAGCGGACAUCCAUUUCCGAGCAUUACAUGGAGGAAGGAUGGAGAGGAAGUGAAACCAAGCGAUGUGAUCAAGAUCCUUGACGAAGGACAAAUGCUGGAAAUUCUGGACACAAAGCGAGAACAUGCUGGAACAUGGACUUGUGCAGCUGAAAAUGAUGCUGGUGUUAGAGAGCUAGAAAUGCAGCUCGAUGUCUGGAUUCCUCCCGUUGUUCGAGUGUCUUCCGAAGCACCCAUUAAAGCACUGGGCGAAACUGUGACGCUGUUAUGUGAAGCUAGUGGAAAUCCUCCUCCAUCACUCAGCUGGACAAAGGGCGGACAACCGAUUAUCAACAGUGUGGAAGGUGUUCGCAUAUCCCUGAAGGGAUCGCGCCUGGAUAUUCCGCAUAUGGAACGUUCUGAUGUUGGUGAUUAUACUUGCAAUGCUAAUAAUGAAGCUGGUACUGCCGAGUCAACUAUACAUGUUGACGUACUCGUACCUCCUGUGAUAGCUAGAAACAAUAUCGAUAUGUCGCCACGUCUUCCAACUGGACAAACGCUUAUGCUGAUAUGUGAUGUCGAAGGGAAACCGCAGCCUUUAUUGAAAUGGUUCAUAAAUGAGACAGAAAUAACCGAAAGCAAUGAACAAAUCGAACUUGGACACACCGGAAAGUUCAUCAAGAUCAGCAAUAUUACACUUCAAGACAAGGGAGUCUACACAUGUAUUGCCGAUAAUGUAGCCGGAAAUGAUACAUUGCAAUACAAUGUAGACGUCGUCCAGGCUCCUAUUAUCUCAAACGGAGGAGCACAACAAGUGAUCGAAGGUGAACUUGCUCGUAUUGAAUGUUUGGCUGAAGGACAUCCACCACCGGUGAUUAGCUGGUUAAGAAAUGGAAUACGAGUUGAGACUGGUGUGCAAGGAGUGAGAUAUAUUGCUGAUGGCAAGGUGCUCAAUGUGUACGAAGCAAGAAGUUCGGAUUCGGGUAUUUACGUUUGCGCCGCGACAAACGAGGCUGGUACUGCUCAGCAAGCAUACACAUUAGAAGUGUUGGUCGCACCAAAAAUUGUUUCGACAUCUUCUCCAAAGACCUCGGUACCAGUGGGCACACCAUUCUCUCUCAAAUGUGGUGUGCGAGGAUAUCCUGAUCCGGCGGUAACAUGGACUGUCGAUGGUGAACCGCUUACUGAUGGAGUCGAUGGAGUCAGUAUAGCUCCUGAUGGAACCCUCAACGUAGACGCAGCGUCUGGACGAGUUUCCACGUACAGGUGUACAGUCAAAAACGAUGCUGGCAGUGAUGAAGUUGAAUAUGAAAUCCACACAAUAAAUGCUCCAGUCGUUAGCAGUGAAGGUGUCCGUUAUAUGAAUGCUACAGAAGGAGAGCCUACUUCACUUCCAUGUGAAAUCGUCGGCGACGAUUCUCAGAUUCAGUGGAUGAAGAACGGUCUACCCCUUCUGCCAACCGCAAAUCUCGAGUUCACUGAAGAUAAAACGAGAGUGAACAUAAUGUCAACGAGACUUAGCGAUGAAGGAGAGUACGUCUGCGUGGUAGCGAACUCUGCCGGGCAAGCGACGCAAAAAACACAAGUUUACGUGGGAGUUGUGCCAAGAAUAAUCGAGAGUGCGAAAAGGGAGCUGGUAAAGAGUGGCGAAUUAGCGACCAUGUGGUGUGAAGCAGCAGGCGUCCCACCACCGACGAUAACAUGGAUGAGAGAUGAUCAAAUUCUUACAAAUACUGCACUCGACGAUCGAGGCACUACACACCGGAAAUCGCUAUUAUUCGACAAUGUGUCCGUUGACGAUGCUGGCGUCUACACCUGUAAAGCGGAAAAUUGGGCCGGAACAACUUUAAAGGACUUCGACCUUGUCGUAAUCACUAAACCUACAAUCCAACCAGAAAAGCUGAAUGUGACUGCGGAUUCGAGGAAAACUGUGAUAUUGCCUUGUAAUGCUACAGGAAUACCGGAACCGGUAGUGUCAUGGGUAAAGGCACCGAAUAUCCAGAUCGAAGCGAAUGAAAAAUAUCAACUGAUCGGAACGUCGCUGGCUGUUCGCAACGUGCUACCAACUGAUGCCGGAUUUUAUCAUUGUAUUGCCAAAAGCGAAGCCGGUCAAGCGAUCGGAAAUCGUCGUCUGCUUGUCGAUCGUGAUGACAGCGAAGGCGAACCUAAGAUUUGGGUGGAUUGCGAUGAGGAAAAUAGACCUGUUAAAACGACAUAUAUGCAGAAUCGCGGUGAUGUGCCCGACGAUGAUCAAACUCUUUUACCUUGGAAGGAAAAAGUGGAUUGGUCCCUGAAUGGAACGAAUGGUGUGGUUUAUAAAUGCAUUCCUGGACCUCGCACUCCAAGACUUGCAAAACUGCAUGUAGCCCCGACAUUUCUUGUAAGACCACAAGACCAGAAAGCACCCGUUGGAUCCGAAGUGGAAUUUCACUGCAGCGCCAUAGGACCGCCUGUUCCUUACAUACAUUGGCUGAAAAACGGGGAAGUAAUCAGAUGGAAGGCUCCUGAAAGCGCGUACUCGGUCCUUGUCAUCAAUGUAACAGAGGAUGCAGCUGGCAACUAUACCUGUCACGCAAGGAACAGCAUUGGAAUAACGAAGACGAUAGCAACGCUUGAAGUGGACAAUGAAGCAACACCGGAGCCGACAGCACCGCCGAAACGUCAAGUGGCUGUGCUGACAUGCUUGGGUCGUCACCGCCCAUACACCAGAGGAGUCACUUGGUUUUUCCAGUCUAGACCCCUUGAUCCCACAUUGGGUGGAUUCCAUUUCAUGAACAACGGAAGUUUGAUAGUUACCGACAUUGAUGCUGAUACGGCAGACAAUCUGAAAUUGUACAUGUGCAAAGUUCGUGGACGCAGAAAGCCGAGUAUUGCAUACACAGUAGAACUGGAGGAUGAGUUACCCGUAGUGAAUGUAGAACCUAAAAAGCUUUCACUUGUUCCUGGUGACACACUUCAACUGUCUUGCAAUCUCAGUGGAUCGCCACUCACCACAAAGAUCGAGUGGACCAAAAACGAUCAGAAAAUUAUUCCAGAUGAAAUCGUACAAAUAUUGCCCAACAAUACGCUUUUGAUUACAACGACUGAGGAGUUUGACACUGGUCUGUAUAAAUGUAUAGCGAUCAGCCCUAUAGGUAGUGCUUACGAUCAAGCCAAAGUAGUUGUGGAAGAUCCAUCGCCGAUGCUUUCGGAAGCUUCAGAGCCGUACACGAUGAGAACGAUGCCUUCCGAAGAAGCUUCCGAGCAAGAAAGUUCAGGAGAAUCCAAUAAUAAUCAGGCAGUCGGUACAUCCACCACCCAAGCUAUUCUUCAACCAACCACCGACAUCGCUGAGGAUGAAAUCACUAUGUCAACGUCUCAUCCAGCUGUUACUCCUGCAGAAGUUUUGAUGAUGACGACGCCGAUGACGACGUCUACUACAACCUCCGCCACCUCCACCACUUCCGCCAUCUCCACUACCACCGCCGCCACCAGCACCACCUCCGCUGCCACCACUACCAGCAGUACCACAACAACCAGUGCUAUACAAGAACUUACAACAACUGAGCCCUUGACGGAGGGAUCCGGCGAUUAUGAGUACACGGAUGGAGAUUCGGAGCAUCUGCAUUACGCUCUGGCAGAUACUGACUCAGUAUGUCCACAUGGAUCCCGUUACCAAGAUGGCCAGUGCAUAUACGAUGAAACACACAUCUCACCGAAGGAACACCACAGAGGACGUUGUUUACCAGGAUAUCGGUGGACGGGUUCUCACUGUGAAGACAUAAACGAAUGUGCCGAAUUAGCUGAUCGAUGUGAUUAUCAUUGCGAAAAUACUCCCGGAUCAUACAACUGCUUGUGCCCUCCAGGAUACGAACUUUCCAACAAUUAUCAGUGCUUUGACAUCGAUGAGUGCGAUUUGAUAUCCUGUUCCGCUGAACAGAUGUGUCUCAACACUUUGGGAAGUUUCCAUUGUAUUCCUAAUCCGUGUCCAGAAAAUUAUUCGCUCUCGGACAAUAGGCACUGUAUUCCCGAAUGCGAUGGAUGCUCAGAUCAACCGAUUCAUAUCCAACAGAUUCCUUUGUACAAAGGAUAUCAUACAGAAGAAGGCAUUGGUAAGGUCCUUGCACAUGAUAAAACCGGAAACGUGUUGAGAGAUACCAUCUUCGCUAUAUCCGACACAGAAGAAGGUCUUCAACUAGGAAGAACCAAGUCGGGGCCAUUCUCAAUUCGUUUCCGUCAAGGUGAAGGUAUUGUGUACACCUCGUCUCGUCAAUUACAACCAGGAUCUAUUCAUUAUCUUCGAGUACGAGCGCAUUCACAAUCAAGUAACCAUCCUGAUUCACAUUUCAUGUUAAUUAUAUCGACUGGCAUGUAUCCAUUCUAAUAUGUCUACUCUGUUGUGUCAUACGUCAUCUUUUCCUGUUAUCGCUUCUGUAGUAGCUUUGUUUUCUACAGCACAUUGCGUUAACAAGCAAAUGUUUUUUGAUGUUGUUAUUGCUGAUUUUUAUUUUGACUGAAUAAAAAGUCGUAUCUA